AUGUCGACCUCAGAUAGCACGAUUUACAUCCUGUACAAUGCGAAUGCUUCCUUGCUCGGCAAGCUGAAUUACGCUUGUCGUAAGAUCACUGCGUCCUCCGACUCGAGCCCGUGUGCUGCUUGCGAUCUGACACACGGCGGCCUUCAUCUUGACGAGUCCGCGGCCUGGACCAAGACCAAGGCUGGAAUACACGCCGACGUCAAGCAGCUUCAUCGCGACGAGCUGACUCCCGAUCUACGGGAUUACAUCAAGGCGAAUUCGAUCAAGUAUCCUGUCAUUCUCGGCAAAUCAGCGCAGUCGCCUCUCAAAGUGCUUCUCGACUCGAGCACCCUCUCCAAAGUUUCUGCUGAUCAUUCAGCCUUUCUGUCCCUGCUCUCACAACGAGCCGACGAGGAAAAGAUCCCUUUGACCGUCGACAAUCCACAGUGA
Messenger RNA from Exophiala xenobiotica, 429 nucleotides. RefSeq lists its product as uncharacterized. The coding region runs from base 1 to 429 and encodes 142 amino acids. The transcript has a single exon. The record is from RefSeq and is a predicted model, not a curated record. Lineage: Eukaryota; Fungi; Ascomycota; Eurotiomycetes; Chaetothyriales; Herpotrichiellaceae.